Messenger RNA from Colletotrichum truncatum, 870 nucleotides. Its product is annotated as paxu protein. NCBI's taxonomy places the organism in Eukaryota, Fungi, Ascomycota, Sordariomycetes, Glomerellales, Glomerellaceae. The record is from RefSeq and is a predicted model, not a curated record.
AUGUCACCAAAACCGAUGCCCUUCCCCGGCUUCACAGCCCUUAACGACCAGAUUUUCGUCCGCGACGGCGAGGAACUGGCAGAAGGCGCAACACGACCAACAGAUCACCCAAGAGUUGUAAUCAUCUACAGCUGGGGCGAUGCCAUCCCGAAGCAUGUCGUGAAGUAUACAGACGGCUAUCGCAAGCUCUACCCACAUGCGAAGCAGAUCGCUAUCCUUUCGCCAAUCCUGAAAGCUAUCACUCAGAGCGUCGAGCAGCGCGCAGACAGCAUGAGACUCGUCAUCGACGCUGCAUACCCCCCAGAGUCCGUGGGCGCCCCUGAUGAAGACGCCGUCCUCAGUCAUGGCAUGUCCAACACAGGCGCCAUCAACUACGCCUCGGCUCUCAAAGCAUACCAUGACAAAUACAACAAGCCCAUGCCGCACCGUCUUGCCGUCUGGGAUUCGACACCCGGCAGCCCCUACAUGACUUGGGAGACUCUCAAGCGCUGGGCCAAUGCCGCCGCCAUGGCAGUUGCGCCGUUCGUCCCGCUCCCUUACGUCGUUACGCAGACCAUCGUGGGCUUCUUGCUAGCGGUACAUCGCGGCUACCAACUGAUGGUUGGUUCGGAGCCCGCGCCUGUUUUCAGCAGCAAAGUGGCCAACGACACCGAAUUUGUGCCAGAGACUCUGCGGAGGCUGUACCUUUACAGCAAGGACGACAGAAUCAUCGCGUAUCACGAGGUCGAGGAGAACAUCGCCAUCGCUCAAGAGAAAGGCUUUAUGCACAACGCCGUCACAUUCGAGGGAAGCGACCACGUCGGCCACAUGCGCAUGUUUCCUGAGAGGUACUGGGGUGCCAUUCAGGCAUCUUGGAAGGAGGUUGCGUAA